UCCUCCUGCUGACCAAUUUCCAUCCAAUCGGCGAUUUAAAUCGGAUAUCAUGACCUUAAAAACUCGAAGCGAGAGAGGGAAUACGUGAAAUCGAAAGGGCCAUUUAAACACUCUCUCUCUCUCUCUCUCUCUCUCUCUCUCUCCCUGAUUUAUGAGAAGCUCGCGCCAAUUCCAGCAAUCAGGUGAUAUUCUGAUGGAAGAUCUAGGCAUAGAAGCGAAAGAAGCUGCUGUACGUGAAGUGGCAAAGUUAUUGCCUCUUCCUGAACUUUUGUCUUCGAUUGCUUCUCUAAAAGCAGAUUAUGUUCUUCGUCAGCAGGCAAAUGAUGCACAACUGAGCACCAUUGUUGCAGAUCAGGUUGAGCAAGGGCAAGCUGGGAUAGAUGCAUUGUCCUUAUCACAGAAGACAAUAAACCAGCUCCGUGAAAAUUUUUUGUCCAUUGACAAGUUGUGUCAAGAGUGUCAAACUCUAAUUGAUAACCAUGAUCAAAUAAAGCUCCUCAGCAAUGCGAGGAACAAUUUGAACACAACCCUAAAGGAUGUAGAAGGGAUGAUGUCAAUAUCUGUUGAUGCUGCUGAAGCAAGAGAAUCUUUGAAUGAUGAUAAAGAGCUCAUUCACACAUUUGAGAGGUUGACUGCACUUGAUGGUAAGCGGAGGUUUGCAUUAGCUGCUGCAUCAUCUCACAAGGAAGAAGUUGGCAGGCUAAGGGAAUAUUUUGAAGACGUGGAUCGAACAUGGGAAACAUUUGAAAAGACACUAUGGGGUCAUAUUGCCAACUUCUUUAAACUUGCUAAAGAAAGCCCUCAAUUGUUGGUGCGCUGUCUAAGGGUGGUUGAAAUGCAAGAGAUUCUUGAUCAGCAGCUAGCUGAGGAAGCAGCUGAGGCUGAGGGAGGUGGUGCAAUGGCAUCUAUUGCAAAUCCUCGAAGAUCUGCAAAAAAAUCUGCAGUUCCAUCAGCUUCACCGAAAAGCUUAGCUCAUGAAAAGUUGAAGGGCCAAGGGAAGUGUUACAAGGAUAAGUGUUAUGAACAUAUCACAAAAACGGUUGAAGAGCAGUUCAAUAAGCUAUUAUCACAGCUUGUCUUUGAGGAUCCUGAAGCUGCUUUGGAGGAAGCUAGAACGAUUUAUGAGGAGCUUGGUGAUGCUUAUGACUAUGUAGCACCUUGUUUUCCUCCGAGAUAUGAGAUCUUCCAAUUCAUGGUCAACCUCUACACUGAACGGUUUAUACAAAUGCUGAGAUUACUCAGUGACAAGGCCGAUGACCUCACAAAUUUAGAAAUUUUAAAGGUGACAAAUUGGGUUGCUGAAUACCAAGAGCAUCUAAUAGGUCUUGGUGUGGAUGAAUCAUUUGCUCAAGUUUGCUCUGAGAGUGGGGCAAUGGAUCCACUCAUGAAUGCAUAUGUAGAGAGAAUGCAGGCUACAACGAGGAAAUGGUACACAAAUAUCCUUGAAGCUGAUAAGGUACAGCACCCAAAGAAAACUGAAGAUGGGAAGCUAUACACGCCUGCGGCCGUGGAUCUAUUUAGGAUUUUUGGAGAGCAAUUGCAGAUUGUACGAGAGAAUAGCACUGAUGUCAUGCUAUACCGAGCGGCUCUUGCUAUCAUUCAGGUGAUGAUUGAUUUCCAGGCAGCAGAAAGGAAGAGACUUGAGGAACCAGUUGCUGAGAUUGGUUUAGAGCCUUUAUGUGCAAUGAUUAACAACAAUCUGCGCUGUUAUGAUCUUGCCAUGGAGCUCAGUAGCAGCACCUUAGAAAAUCUUUCGCCGUACUAUGCUGAACAGGUUAAUUUUGAAGAUACCUGCAAAGGCUUUCUGGAGGUUGCAAAGGAAGCUGUGCAUCAAACUGUUGUUGUUAUCUUUGAAGAUCCAGGAGUGCAGGAAUUGCUUGCGAAGCUCUAUCAAAAAGACUGGGCUGAAGGAUUGGUAACUGAGUAUCUUGUCGCAACAUUUGGUGAUUAUUUCACAGAUGUAAAGAUAUACAUUGAGGAAAGAUCUUUUAGGAGAUAUGUUGAGGCUUGUCUGGAGGAGACAAUUGUUGUUUAUGUCGAUCAUCUCCUAUCUCAGAGAAACUAUAUCAAGGAAGAAACAAUUGAGAGGAUGAGACUUGACGAGGAAGUUCUCAUGGACUUUUUUAGAGAGUACAUCAACAUAUCAAAAGUUGAGAAGAGAGUGCAGAUUUUGUCUGAUCUACGUGAGCUAGCUUCAGCUGAGAGUCUGGAUUCCUUCACUCUUGUAUAUACUAAUAUUCUCCAAAAUCAUCCUGACUGCCCACCUGAAGUUGUUGAAAAGAUUGUUGGAAUGAGGGAAGGCAUACCCCGGAAGGAUGCAAGGGAGGUUGUGCAAGAGUGCAGGGAGAUAUAUGAGAAUUCUUUUGUAGAUGGGAAGCCACCCAAACCAGGAUUUGUUUUCGGCAGAGUCAAAUGCCUCUCUUCAAAGGGUUCUGUGUGGAAGAAGCUCUAGUUGCUCUCUCUCCCUCGUAUAUAUCUGCUGUUCAUUUCUAAAGUGCUAUUCUUUCUUGGUGUGAAUUGACUGCUUUCAUAUAAAUUUGGGAUCUCUUUUGAAUCUUGGAAACACGUCAUUUGUAAUUUUGUUCUUUUUUGUAUUAAUAUGUAAUUCAUUGCUUAUUAAAUUUUUGUGCAGAAUCCUUUUAUGCGUCUGAGUAUAUAUGGGGUGUUUUUAACUGGAAGCUUCA
Molecule: messenger RNA, 2684 nt
Organism: Amborella trichopoda
Lineage: Eukaryota; Viridiplantae; Streptophyta; Magnoliopsida; Amborellales; Amborellaceae
Gene: SEC6
Product: SEC6
Biological process (GO): exocyst localization; exocytosis
Cellular component (GO): exocyst
Molecular function (GO): SNARE binding
Source: RefSeq, a predicted model, not a curated record